GUAUUUUGUUAUAUUUAUGAUUAGUGUUUGAUUUUCAUUUAAUUUAUAGUUGCAUUUUAUUUACAGCAUAUAUAAUUAUUGAUCUGUGUUUCGAUUUGUAGUUGUUUGUUUUGCCGAUAUGCAACCAAAAAAAGAUGAAAUUACUUAUAAUUGGAGAUUCAAUGGUUAAAUAUUUGGAUGAAUAUUUACCGGCGAAUCUUCUGAAUUAUGAAGUAGAUUUACAUUCUUUUCCUGGUGCAACGAUAGAAAGGUUAAGACGUAAGAUAUCCUUUUUGGACAAUCGAUACCAUUUGAUUUUGGUACAUGUUGGUACCAACAAUUCGAAUGACAGUGUUGAAGAUAUUCUUAAAAAGUACGAUUGCCUCUUUAAGGAUAUUAAACGUUUGAACCCGAAUAUCAAUGUUAUCAUUUCAGAUAUCCUACCACGUGGUGAAGAUUUUUUUCACAACUUUAAAUCAGCGAGUAGCAGCUUUGAACCGUUUACAGGUCGUCUCAUCAUUUUGGAGCUAAGUUAUUGGCUAGGGAUGGAUUACAUCUAAACCGUCUGGGGAACAAGAAACUUGCGGCAGUUUUCCUGGAUAAUAUCAAGAUUGUUUUGACUUCAAAGCCAGUUUCUACAAAGGUAAGUCCUUUUGUAUUGCCUUGUGUUUCAUUUACUACAUUGGAUUUUCCACCUCUGAGUGAUUCUUUUGUUUCUGCAAGCCCUUCUUAUCCUCUCUAUU
This is a messenger RNA of Stegodyphus dumicola, 722 nucleotides long. RefSeq lists its product as uncharacterized. The record is from RefSeq and is a predicted model, not a curated record. NCBI's taxonomy places the organism in Eukaryota, Metazoa, Arthropoda, Arachnida, Araneae, Eresidae.